This is a messenger RNA of Sphaeroforma arctica JP610, 1225 nucleotides long. RefSeq lists its product as hypothetical. NCBI's taxonomy places the organism in Eukaryota, Ichthyosporea, Ichthyophonida. Bases 73 to 1194 code for a protein of 373 amino acids. The transcript has 3 exons. The record is from RefSeq and is a predicted model, not a curated record.
AUUUAACGGUUCACUAUCCCAACUAAAUAUCUCUCCCGUUGCAAAAACGGCUUCUCGCGCGUUUUAGCCAAGAUGUCCGGUGUCGUCGAGCUCGAUCCCGACCCCGAAGUCCGACGUGAGCGACGCCGUAUUGCGAGAGAAAACCGUAAGAGAGAGCGAGAAGCACUAUCUAUAGAUAUGAACAGUUCUUCAGUUGAUAGAGAUGGGGUUCAGAAGCGACGCAGCGAUGAGAUCAGUGGACAGGAUGACAAGGUGGUGGCUACGCUGGUGUCACAACACUCUGAUGUGGUUGGAAUGCAUUUUGGUGACGAGUGUGAUAAGUCGGUUCAAGUCACAGAUACUGAUAUACUUGCGUUUAAAUACACAAAGGGUAAAGUGUGCGAUACGGUUACAGUGAGUACGACCAUGUCAGAUGCAGAGCAGAGUAUUGCUGACGAAGCCAACGACGGUCGAGUACAGGAAGCUACGGUCACUACCAACAGCUACGGAGGUAGCCACACGCACUCAGACACAUCAGAUGACUACGAGACGGCAAGUGAGAGUAUAUUUGAUGACGAGGUGAGUGCAGGUUCACUGGUACAUGGCACACGGGACUCGACUACUACAAGCCCAGGGGCGUCUACGACUGACACAGAUAAUGGGGAGGCAGCGGUACACGAAAGUGCAAACGAUAACAAUCCCAGUGAUAUGUUCGUCACUCCAUGUAGUGGUAUAUCUAUUGCAGCAGACAAGGAAGGGGGUGUGCCAGAGACGACCGAGAGCAUGGCUAUGGAGGUGGACUCAGAGUCUCUUCUUGUGCAAGGCACAGAUGCUAUCGUACAUACAGACCAUGGCAACGUCACUAAGCCUGGGAGUGAGCCGCUCGAGGAGCCUGUCAAUAGUAGUAGCCAAAGCCUGGAUACACAAUCGAGCUGCACUCCACAGGAGAGAAGCAUAGAAGAGUCUGAUAUGGACGUGCCUAAGGAAAUAGAAUCCAAUGGCACAGCGACUGCCGAACAGAGUGGCCUUGUAGUCCUGACGAGUGAAAGUUCGGUACAAACGAGUAAAAUGGUACUGGUGGAUUUAGCAGGCGUGCUGAAAGCUAGGCGAACAGCUCAAGGAGUGCCUGAGGAUAAAGAGGUUGUGGAUGAGGAGAGUAUGGAGGUUAGGUCUAUUCGUGACCAGUCUGUACUGGAACAGAUCCGUCGAGUCUGAAAGAGGCUCAGACAGAGGGAGUGCCGAUGGG